Coregonus clupeaformis (lake whitefish) is the source of this 2647-nucleotide messenger RNA. RefSeq names its product adenosine receptor A1-like. The transcript is spliced from 3 exons. Gene Ontology annotation, biological process: G protein-coupled receptor signaling pathway. NCBI's taxonomy places the organism in Eukaryota, Metazoa, Chordata, Actinopteri, Salmoniformes, Salmonidae. Gene Ontology annotation, cellular component: membrane. The record is from RefSeq and is a predicted model, not a curated record. The coding region runs from base 141 to 1337 and encodes 398 amino acids. Gene Ontology annotation, molecular function: G protein-coupled receptor activity.
GAUAGAGAGGUAAAGAGCGAGAGAAGAUUUACAGAGGACAGAUUAGAACUGUCAUAGAGUUAUAUUUACAUUUUACAUUUUAGUCAUUUAGCAGAUGCUCUUAUCCAGAUAUAUACAUCCUCAACAUAUCAGGUUCAGCCAUGGAGCACAUGUGGCUGUACUCGGUGAGUCAGUGUGUGGUAUCUGUGUCGGUGAUCGUGGUGAGUGUGAGGAUGUCUAUGGGUGGUGGUGGGAUCGCGGAGGAUGGAGGAGGCCAGGGAGGAGGUGGUCAUACCCGGAGCGGGAGUGUUUCUGCCUGCCUGAAGUUGUGUCUGGGCUGGGUGGGGGCAAUAGGGGGUGCGGUGGGGGUCCCUGUCUCUGUGCUGCUGAACCUGAGGAGUCCCCAGUGUCUGUACACCUGCAUUACCCUGGUGUGCUGUCCUCUGCUGGUCAGGCAGUUCACUGUCUGCCUGCUGCUGCUCAUGACCCUCGACUCCCACCUGAAGCAUCGCAUGGGGAGCAGGUACAGUUCCCUGGUGACACGUCGGCGAGUCCUGUGUGUGGUCCUGCUGUGCUGGGUGGCCUCUGUCCUCUCCUCCUUUGCCCAGUUCAUCGGCUGGAAUGUCCUGGACACCUGGGGAGGGGCUGAGGGAUGGCUGGAUGGGCUGGAGCUGGACGACAUCCCCCCAGGCAACUGGACCUCCCCUCCUCCUCCCCCUCCUGCGCCCCCCAAGUACAACCAGGACCGCUCUGUGAUUGGGAAGUACCUCCCUUACGGCGGCUUCCUGUCCAAGUUCUACGUGGAGGAUCUCCAUAACUUCACUUACGCAGAGAUCCAUGGGAGCCACUGGGGGGUGUGUGCCCCCGACACCGUCCUCAGCCCCCAGUUCCUGGUCUAUGUCUAUGGGGUGACCGUCUUCCUGCUCCCCCUAAUGGGCCUGCUGGCCAUUUACCUAGACCUGGUCUGUGUGAUGCCCAGACAGGACCCUGAAGGCCCAGGCUCUGGCCCCCCAAAACGCAGCUCUCCCCGUGCCCGCUCUCUGGGCCUCUCCCUUUGCCUCCUGGUCCUCCUGUGCCUGCCCCUUCACAUCACCCACUCCCUCCUGCUUUUCUCCCCAGGCACACUGCCCCCGACCUGGGCUUUCCCGCUGGUCUCGCUCCUGUCGCAGCUCUACGGUCUGGUGCCCCCUCUCCUCUUCACCAUUCCCAUACAACGGGUGGUGGCCGAGCAGGCACCCCUGCCUCUGCCCCACCUGGCCCCCACAGGGAGUAAGGUGGUGGGCAGAGCCCUGUGUUCUGCUGUGCAGGGGGCGUCCUGCUCACUCAAAGGGAGGCUGUGCCCAGUUGUAUGUGUGUGACAUGGAAUGGGAAAACAGGGAAGGUGUCUGUGUAAAAGUGUUGUUACAACACCAGCAUUCCCAUCUCAUAUGUUAUAAUUCACUCUCUUAGGCUCUGUUUACACACAUAUCCAAUAUGGUAAUACAUCAAAAAUUGCUGAACAUCCAAUUUCCCUGGAUGUUUGUCCACAAACAUAAGUUCCAAUUAUUGUGUGUAAACAGGGCCAUGUAUCAUUGUGUAAUUCACAAGGAGCUUCUUUGUGUAUAUAUCCCUAUAAAUAUUAAUCAACCUGUCAGUAGCACAUACUAGACGUUAAUUCGUUUUUCACACACUGUGCUGUUUAAUCAUUGGGUCUCAUAUCAAAUAAGGUCACUAACCAGGCUUCCAUCCAACCUUUUUAUGCUGAGUAAAGUACAUGUUGGUUAAAAAAUGUAAAGACAGGCCUGAUGGAAACAGCUAAUUUGUCAGUAGACUUUCCAAAUGUCGGCCAAACAAACAAGGUGGGAUCUUUUUGUGUCUGUAAAAUUAAUUAUGUGAGAAAUGGCGUUGGAAACGCCUUUACGCGCAAAUAUUGAUAUAAUAAUCAUCAUACCGAGGUAAACUUGGAGUCACACGAUGAUAUGGUGUGUGGUCCUUCCACUACACUCGGGAAACCAUACCGUUUAUUAGGCUACAGAUGAAAUAAGUUAUGAUGAACUUCACAGGGUGGUGAAAAUGCAAGGUGAUGAACUUGAUGCCAUUUGACAAAUUAAAAUGAUCUUGCUCUUUUGUCCAUAAUAAUCUCAUCAACCACACUGUAUCUGCGAGCUGUUGUCUAGGGCGCAAGUGCCAUGACCAGAGUGGGCAUAUUCGCUAUAUAACGCAAACAUUUUUGUGACAAAACCAUCAGUAGAGUUGAAAAUGCAAUUAAAACCCAUUUAAAUUCUAGUUUUUAUUCAGUACAUUAUUUUUAUGUGCACUACAUCAUCAUGCACAGCCUUUUAUCAGCAACAAGUCAAUUUGUUGGAAACACAUCUCUGGUGGGAAAAUCUGUUGCCAAUUGGAUGGAAACCUAGCUACCAAGAGAGUAAAUAUCACGCAGCAGAAUUCUUCUAAUCUCACACUGAUCCAGAACUAAGCCUGGGACUAGAUCAGGAUCUGUCUGCAUUGUAACAUGCCUACUGCUGCUGCUGCUGCUGCUGCGGAUGCUAUAGAUCUAGCUUUGAUCAUGUUUAAUUAAACACACAGUAAUAACAGCAUGGUUGGUCCUGCGACGACCUCAUAAUUAUAGCAGAGAAACGGUCUUCCUGGCUGUUUUGAUUAACUGUGUAAAUCUAAUACUCUCCUUAAA